Molecule: messenger RNA, 726 nt
Organism: Pipistrellus nathusii (Nathusius's pipistrelle)
Lineage: Eukaryota; Metazoa; Chordata; Mammalia; Chiroptera; Vespertilionidae
Source: the annotation of a GenBank genome assembly
AUGUUCCUCACCCGGUCUGAGUACGACAGGGGUGUGAAUACUUUUUCUCCUGAAGGAAGAUUAUUUCAAGUGGAAUAUGCUAUUGAGGCUAUAAAGCUUGGUUCUACAGCCAUUGGGAUCCAGACAUCAGAGGGGGUGUGCCUAGCCGUGGAGAAGAGAAUUACCUCCCCACUCAUGGAGCCGAGCAGCAUCGAGAAAAUUGUAGAGAUUGAUGCUCACAUAGGUUGUGCCAUGAGUGGGCUAAUUGCUGAUGCUAAGACUUUAAUUGAUAAAGCCAGAGUGGAGACACAGAACCAUUGGUUCACCUACAAUGAGACCAUGACGGUGGAGAGUGUGACCCAGGCUGUGUCCAAUCUGGCUCUGCAGUUUGGAGAGGAAGAUGCAGAUCCGGGUGCCAUGUCUCGUCCCUUUGGAGUAGCACUGUUAUUUGGAGGAGUUGAUGAGAAAGGACCUCAACUGUUUCAUAUGGACCCAUCCGGGACCUUUGUACAGUGUGAUGCUCGAGCAAUCGGCUCUGCUUCAGAGGGUGCCCAGAGCUCCUUGCAAGAAGUUUACCAUAAGUCUAUGACUCUGAAAGAAGCCAUCAAGUCCUCACUCAUCAUCCUCAAACAAGUAAUGGAGGAGAAGCUGAAUGCAACUAACAUAGAGCUAGCCACCGUGCAGCCUGGCCAGAAUUUCCACAUGUUCACAAAGGAAGAACUUGAAGAAGUGAUCAAGGACAUUUAA